CCCCGGUCACCUUCUUUUCACUUUUCUCCUUACGUGGCUUUCCUAGCAUCCUAUUACCCGUCGCCAUCUCGAAGGUAGUCGCCGUCCACGCCAAAGCACUGCAGAGUGCAGACAAUGCCUGCUUUUCCUGCCUCUUGAUUCCUCCGUCUCUCUCUCUCUCUCCUCUCCCCUUUUAAACUGCUGCAUUUUUCGCCUCCUUAUUCUGCUUACAUACUAAUGUCUCCCAUGGCUACUGCCUCGCUGGUUCUUUAUUUCUUGUUAUUCUGUCUUCUUCCAAUUCCCCUUUCCUCUGCAGAAACUUACAUUGUUGGAGGAAGCACAGGAUGGACAACUGGAGUGGCUAACUACUCUGCCUGGGCAGCUUCACAUACUCUACAUGUUGGCAACACCCUUGUCUUCAGGUACGAGCUCCAAAGACACAACGUCUACAUUUUCCACCAUAAAAGCGCUUUUCAGACUUGCAACUUCACGCAUGCGACGAUGCUGGACCGAGGAGACACUGGUUACUUUAAGUGGACUGCUACUCGGCCGGGCAUUUUCUACUUCUCUUGCAACGGCCCCAUAGAGAAAGGCGGCAGCACCACUCAUUGCCAACGAGGACAGAAGAUUGCUGUGCUGGUCUACGGAAAGCCUCAUGAAGGAUUUCACGGUGUAGCGCCGGCACUGUCUCCAUCUUACGCUCCGUCGCCAAAGGAUCAAAGACUGAAGAUACCUAAGCGUGCCGGUUCGCUGGCCAGAUCACCGAGUAAAUCCCCAAGAGCUUCCACUUGGGCUGCGCCGGGGAGCAGCCCCUCGCCGUCUCCGGUGCCAAUGCCCCCGGUCCUGCCGGACUUCAGCAAGGGAAUCCCUUUUAUCAGUAGUAAUCCAGCAUUGCCUUUACCAAAAGGGGAGACGGAUGCUGCCACAAUUCGACCAUUGCCUACAUCCGGCGGAGAAGGGCAGGCGGUGGGCUGGCGGGAAAUUCAAAUCCUACUCUUGGGGCUUCUCCUUUACAGUGUCACGGUCUUACAUGUUUGAAUUUUAGUACUGAACUGGUAUAAACAGUUGUAGUUCUUUUUGAAUGAUGAAGCAGGAAAGCAGAUACAAUGCUGUUUGUU
Messenger RNA from Nymphaea colorata (pocket water lily), 1097 nucleotides. RefSeq names its product early nodulin-55-2. The coding region runs from base 217 to 1017 and encodes 266 amino acids. Gene Ontology annotation, molecular function: electron transfer activity. NCBI's taxonomy places the organism in Eukaryota, Viridiplantae, Streptophyta, Magnoliopsida, Nymphaeales, Nymphaeaceae. The transcript is spliced from 4 exons. The record is from RefSeq and is a predicted model, not a curated record.